Cornus florida is the source of this 5147-nucleotide messenger RNA. Its product is annotated as ABC transporter D family member 1. Gene Ontology annotation, biological process: very long-chain fatty acid catabolic process; peroxisome organization; long-chain fatty acid import into peroxisome. Gene Ontology annotation, cellular component: peroxisomal membrane. The transcript has 28 exons. Gene Ontology annotation, molecular function: long-chain fatty acid transmembrane transporter activity; ATP binding; ABC-type transporter activity. The coding region runs from base 695 to 4714 and encodes 1339 amino acids. The record is from RefSeq and is a predicted model, not a curated record. NCBI's taxonomy places the organism in Eukaryota, Viridiplantae, Streptophyta, Magnoliopsida, Cornales, Cornaceae.
CCCCUUUUCCAUCAUCUUUUUUUUCAUCUCUAAUAUAAUCUCUUAUAUAUAAAGUCAUAAACUCUGUGUCUCUCUGAUGUGUUGGGGGAGUGUUGUCGCGAUUAUACAGUUAGGGCUCUACUGUGUUCGAUUUAGGAAUCGGAAGAAGCUAUUAUUGGAUUUAUAUGUUGAUACAAGAUCUUGAUUGUUGUUUGAUUCAUUGAAGCUCACAUCGGAAUACAUGCGGAGUUCGAUCGAGUUCUGUAUAUGAGUGUUGUGCUUUGGAGAGAUUCAGAGAGUGAUGUUGUUCUGAUUUACUGCACGAUCAGCAGCUUUUGAAGAGAAUGGAAGACGACUUUUAGUAUAAGACGGAGUCAAAUUAAGGAUUUUACAGAGUGAGAGAGAAGGGCUGGCGGUGGAGGUCCAUGUUUGAUUAUUGAUUUUGACAGAGGUCUUAUGCCUGAUUGUCAUCGAGGACUAUUAUCUUUACACAAAUUAUAUAUGGAAAGGAAGGCUUGGUGGGUCGUUUGAAGCUCAAGAAAAUAAUCUUCAAUAUUCAAUAAGUAUGUAUUUUUAUCGACUUCUGCAUGUGAUGGAGCACGGUUAGCAUCCUUGGCUUUUGAACGACUCUUCAGUAUUGCUUCGCUCUGGAAACUGGAAGUUUAGCUAUCCCAGUUGCUGACAUUUAGUGGUUGGGGAAGGUUCAUCUUCAGCCAUGCCUUCUUUACAACUAUUACAGCUAACCGAGCAUGGUCGAAGCAUUUUGGCCUCAAGGAGGAAGACUCUGCUGCUUGCAUCUGGAAUCAUAAUCGCUGGUGGAACGGCUGCGUAUAUGCAAUCACGGUAUAGCUGUAAAAGGCCUAAUGCUUUGGAUCAAUGCAAUGGGCUCAGUGAUCAUACAGAACCAUCAAACGAUGUGGUUGGAAGUGAUAAUAUUGUAAAAAAAAGUAGGCAAAAGAAAGGAGGAUUAAGGUCACUUCAGGUUUUAGCUGCAAUUCUUCUAUCUCAUAUGGGCCGAAUGGGGGCAAGAGACCUUCUAGCUUUAGUUUCUAUAGUGGUGUUACGAACUGCUUUAAGCAAUAGAUUAGCAAAAGUGCAAGGAUUCCUAUUCCGUGCUGCUUUUCUUCGGCGCGUACCUACCUUUAUUCGUCUGAUUUGUGAAAAUCUUCUACUGUGUUUUCUUCAGUCAACUAUUUAUUCUACAUCUAAGUACAUAACAGGGACCUUGAGUUUGCGGUUCAGAAAAAUAUUGACAAAGCUUAUCCAUGCACAAUAUUUUCAGAAUAUGGUAUACUACAAAAUAUCACAUGUUGAUGGUAGGAUAACUAAUCCAGAGCAACGAAUUGCAAGUGAUGUACCAAGGUUCUGUUCAGAGUUGAGUGACCUUGUGCAGGAUGAUCUCACUGCAGUUACUGACGGUUUGCUCUAUACUUGGCGCCUAUGUUCAUAUGCAAGCCCAAAAUAUGUAUUCUGGAUAUUGGCCUAUGUAUUAGGAGCAGGGACCGCAAUCAGAAACUUUUCUCCUGCAUUUGGAAAACUAAUGUCUAAAGAACAACAAUUGGAAGGAGAGUAUCGACAACUUCACUCACGGUUAAGGACCCAUGCAGAGAGCAUAGCAUUUUAUGGUGGUGAAAGUAGAGAAGAAUCUCAUAUUCAGCGAAAGUUUAAGACUCUUGUGCGGCACUUGAGUGUUGUUCUACAUGACCAUUGGUGGUUUGGCAUGAUUCAAGAUUUCUUAUUAAAGUAUCUUGGUGCUACUGUUGCUGUUAUCCUGAUUAUUGAGCCCUUCUUUUCUGGCAAUUUAAGACCUGACACUUCAACUUUAGGACGAGCAGAGAUGCUGAGCAAUCUAAGAUAUCAUACUAGUGUUAUAAUAUCACUUUUUCAGUCCCUGGGAACUCUUUCCAUCAGUUCAAGGCGGCUUAAUCGUCUAAGUGGUUAUGCGGAUCGUAUUCAUGAACUCAUGAUUGUAUCGCGAGAGUUAAGCAUUAAUGAUAUAUCUUCUCCGCGAAGAAACGGGAGCAGGAAUUACGUGACUGAAGCUAAUUACAUUGAGUUUGAUGGUGUUAAGGUUGUUACCCCAACUGGUAAUGUUCUGGUGGAGGAUUUGACUCUAAGGGUUGAAUCAGGAUCUAAUCUUUUGAUCACAGGUCCGAAUGGUAGCGGCAAGAGCUCGCUUUUCCGAGUUUUAGGUGGCCUUUGGCCAUUAGUUUCUGGUCAUAUUGUGAAACCUGGGAUUGGUUCUGAUCUGAAUAAGGAGAUUUUCUAUGUGCCACAACGACCAUAUACGGCUUUAGGAACACUACGCGACCAGUUAAUCUAUCCUCUUACUGCAGAUCAAGAGGUUGAACCGCUCAUGCAUAGUGGAAUGGUUGAGCUGUUGAAAAAUGUUGACCUUGAAUAUCUUUUAGAUCGUUACCCACCUGAAAAAGAGAUAAAUUGGGGUGAUGAACUAUCUCUUGGUGAGCAGCAAAGAUUGGGAAUGGCCAGACUCUUCUACCAUAAACCCAAAUUUGCUAUUCUUGAUGAAUGUACCAGUGCUGUGACGACUGAUAUGGAAGAGCGCUUCUGUGCUAAAGUUCGAGCCAUGGGAACAUCUUGCAUAACUAUAUCCCAUCGCCCUGCACUAGUUGCAUUUCAUGACGUGAUCUUGUCCUUAGAUGGUGAAGGAGGCUGGAAUGUUCAUUACAAGAGGGAUGAUUCUCCAGUUCUUACUUCAGCUGGGUUCAAUAGUAUGAAGUCAUCUGAGACAGACCGCCAAAGUGAUGCAAUCGCAGUUCAACGUGCAUUUGCCAAUACAAAAAAGGAUUCUGCAUUCUCAAAUUCAAAGGAACAAUCAUAUAUUUCAGAGUUAAUAGCAGCGUCUCCCUCUUGGGAUCAUGAUGUUCCAUUGCCCAUCAUUCCACAACUCGGAACUGCUCAAAGGAUGCUGCCAUUGAGAGUCGCUGCCAUGUUUAAAGUACUGGUUCCCUCAGUACUUGAUAAACAGGGGGCACAACUCCUUGCAGUUGCUGUUCUUGUGGUCUCAAGAACUUGGAUAUCAGAUCGUAUUGCCUCUUUAAAUGGGACUACCGUUAGGUACGUUUUAGAGCAAGAUAAGGCAUCCUUUAUUCGGUUGAUUGGUGUGAGUGUUCUUCAAAGUGCUGCAUCGUCGUUCAUUGCACCGUCUUUAAGGCACUUGACGGCCAGACUUGCCCUUGGAUGGAGGAUUCGUUUGACUCAACAUUUACUGAGGAACUACUUAAGAAAGAACGCAUACUACAAGGUAUUCCACAUGUCAAGCAUAAAUGUUGAUGCAGAUCAGAGAAUGACACAAGAUUUGGAGAAAUUAACAACUGAUUUGUCAGGGCUGCUUACUGGAAUGGUAAAACCAUCUGUCGACAUUUUAUGGUUCACCUGGAGAAUGAAGCUAUUAACAGGUCGAAGGGGAGUUGCUAUAUUAUAUGCUUAUAUGUUACUGGGUCUGGGUUUUCUGAGGAGUGUUACUCCUGAUUUUGGUGACCUGGGAAGUCGAGAACAACAACUUGAGGGAACCUUUAGAUUCAUGCAUGAGAGAUUGCGUACGCAUGCCGAAUCCAUUGCUUUCUUUGGGGGUGGUGCUAGAGAAAAAGCGAUGGUUGAAUCAAGAUUUGGGGAACUUCUCGAUCACUCUGCGUUACUUCUAAGGAAGAAAUGGCUAUAUGGUAUGCUGGAUGACUUUAUCACUAAACAACUCCCACACAAUGUUACCUGGGGUUUGAGUUUGUUAUAUGCUAUGGAACACAAGGGAGAUCGAGCCUUGACUUCAACUCAAGGUGAGCUGGCUCAUGCACUGCGGUUCUUAGCAUCUGUUGUAUCUCAAAGCUUUUUAGCUUUUGGCGACAUUCUUGAACUACAUAGAAAAUUCCUUGAGCUAUCGGGGGGUAUUAAUCGGAUUUUUGAGCUUGAAGAACUUCUAGAUGCUGCUCAAUCUGGGGAACCUGUUGGUGGCACUUCUUCUCCACAUAAGGCGGCUGAAUCUCACUCUGGUGAUAUCAUUUCCUUCUCGAAGGUCGACAUCAUUACCCCAGCACAGAAAUUGUUGGCUCGGGAGUUGACAUGUGAUAUCCUACCAGGAAACAGCCUACUUCUUACUGGUCCAAAUGGGAGUGGGAAAAGUUCCUUCUUUAGAGUCCUUCGAGGUCUUUGGCCCAUCGCCAGUGGUAGACUUGUUAAACCAUUCCAAAAUAUUUACAAGGAAUCUGGAUCUGGUUGCGGGGUCUUUUAUGUUCCUCAACGACCAUACACAUGCUUAGGAACCCUGAGGGAUCAAAUUAUAUAUCCUCUCUCCUGUGAAGAAGCCGAGGAAAGGACGUUAAGUUUGCACAGAAAAGGUCAAAAACCCGUUGAUGACACAAACAUUCUGGAUGCACAUUUGAAAACUAUUCUUGAGAAGGUUAAACUGCUCUAUCUUCUGGAUAGAGAAGGCGGUGGGUGGGAUGCUAAUCAGAACUGGGAGGACAUCCUAUCUCUUGGGGAACAGCAGAGAUUAGGCAUGGCACGUCUGUUCUUUCACAAGCCUAAUUUUGGCAUCCUUGAUGAGUGCACCAAUGCUACAAGUGUUGACGUUGAAGAACACCUUUAUAGACUAGCAACUGAUAUGGGCAUCACGUUCAUAACAUCCUCGCAGCGGCCUGCUUUAAUACCGUUCCAUUCAAAGGAAUUGCGGUUGAUCGAUGGGGAGGGUAGGUGGGAGCUUCGUUCUAUUAAGCAGUGACUCGAGAAUGUCUAUCCCCUUGGCUGUCUUGCCCAAAUGUAAUGUAGUGUAAUUUCCUGCAUUUGGUGGAGUGAUUGGUGGUGGGCGCAAGCCAACGUAGACUGAGACAGACGUCCAGGAGGAAGUGAUUAGUUUGGUCAUACCACAUGAUGUGUGGUAGCAUCCCAUGUCAAAUAAUGAAGGGCCAAAGAGCAGAACCAGGUGGUAGUAUUAUUAUAUGAACUGUUGAAUCAAAUCACAGAAAAUAAGGUUAGAGCAUAGAGCAUGUAUUGAUUUUUUUGUAAUCUAUGGGAAAAGGAAGAAACUAUGUAUAGCAAUUUUUUAACUAUUGGUUCUUAAAUGUUGUAAAAACAUGAUGCCUUAUUGGCCCCCAUCACUCACUAGUAUCAAGUGUUCUCAUCCUAAUUUCAUGCCCACAAUAAACAUUGCCAGA